Messenger RNA from Centropristis striata (black sea bass), 5376 nucleotides. It is a transcript of the gene cep104, whose product is annotated as centrosomal protein 104. The transcript is spliced from 22 exons. The record is from RefSeq and is a predicted model, not a curated record. Gene Ontology annotation, cellular component: cilium. The coding region runs from base 55 to 2892 and encodes 945 amino acids. Lineage: Eukaryota; Metazoa; Chordata; Actinopteri; Perciformes; Serranidae.
GAUGGGACUACUAGCUGUCAACAUUACGGCGAUGUUCAUGUGUCCAUCAGAGGGAUGCCCAGGAAGAUAGGAUUCAUUGUGGUCAACUCUUCAAGUCAUGAGGACAACUUCAGUGCCAAGGAGCUCAUGGUCCACGCACCAACAGUCAAUGGCUGGAGAUCCAGCAGAAUGUGCUCCUACCCUCAACACAUCACCCUCCAGCUGGUGGAGAGAAGUAGGGUUAGGAAACUGCAGCUGCUGACCCACCAGUACUUGAUCCCAGCCAAGGUGGAGUUCCACAUUGGAGACACCCUCCCUGAAACCAGCACCUCAGGGUUCCCUGGGCAGCUUCGCAGACUCGGGUAUGUGUCUUUGUCGGACAAUGAGAAGACAGGCUUCAAAGCCCGGGAGCUGAAAUCAGUCCAUGUCGACGCCAUCGGAACGUACCUGAGAAUAACCUUCCAUAGGAACCAUGUCAACCAGUACAAUCACCACAAUCAGGUUGCUUUGGUUGCCAUUAAUGUUCUUGGAGAUGCUUUGGAUGGCAAUGCUUUUAACACUAUUCCAAGCAGAGAGCAGCUGAUCGAACACUACCUCAACAGUACCCAGCUGGAAGCCGCCUUGGACACGACCUUCAUGGGUAAAUGUGAGUCCAUCUCUCCCUUGGACGACCUGGCUUUCGACAUGUACCAGGACCCCGAAGUUGCCCACAUCAUCCGACUCCUGGACCAAAAGAAGCAGGACAUGGUCCAGCAGGAGAAAUACGAGCAAGCCAAGAAUCUGAAGCAGGCCAUCGCAGACCUGCAAAAGGUGGGGGAGCGGUUGGCCCGAUAUGAUGUGGAGAAGCGAUGUGCAAUCGAAAAGGAAGACUAUGACCUGGCCAAGAAAAAGAAGGAGCUGAUGGAGGAAUAUAGGAAGAGCGUCUACCAGCAGCUGGAAGUCCACAACCUGCUGGACAUGACAAUGGUUACACAGGCUGCGGAUUCAUCCCCAGCCCAGGAUCCUCCCUCCCUUCUGCCUUCUCCAGGUCACCGUUCAGUCUCCACCAAGCCCCUUGUGUCAACAGACAUAAUCAGGAAGGGGAAAAAAGCAAAUGCUCCUCAGAACCAACAGUCAGGCGCAGAACCUGUUGUGGCAAAAUUAAGCAGCCAACCUGACAUACCAUGCACUCCUGCUGCUCUACCCAAGACAGACGUUACCAGUGUGCCUUAUGAUGAGAGGCCUCUACCAGCCCUCCAGAGGAGAGACCGGCCCAUGGAGGCCCCUCUGAGCCCUGCAGAGCAACACUCCUCCCGACCUGAUGCCCAAAUGACUCCACGCAGCCUUGAGAUGAGUGGAGAGCCAGAGUCCCUGACGGAGAAGGCCCAGAGAGAGGCUGGCCUUCCAAUAGAUGUCUAUGGAGAAAACCUGGUGGCUAUGGCAUAUUCCAAAACAUGGUCCUACAGAGAGGACGCUCUCCUGGCUGUGCAUAAGAAGCUUUUGGAGCUAUCACCCACCACCUCCAAGGAGGAGCUGAGAAACAUGAUAAGAGCUGCAGUCUUCCUGGUUAAGAAAGCCCUCCUGGAUAAAGUGUCAUCUGUUUUCCAUGCUUCCUUAAAGUUGCAGCGGCUACUGCUGAGCCAGCUGAUCCCAGGUCUGGGACUGGGCCGAGCCGAGGUGACCCACUGCAUAGAUCAGACCUGGGCCAACCUGCUGGCCAGGACUGGAGACUCAGUUAGCCGCCUCCGGGGCACGGCCACUGCCUUCAUACAGGAAAUUGCUGUUUUGAAGGAUGUACGUGCCCUGCAAAUAAUCCCUGGUGAGCUGGUGAAGCCCUUCAAAUCCAACUUUCCAUCUCGUCUGGCUCAGAGUCGGGCCGAGCUGCUCGAGAAGCUACUUGCUGAACUGGGCACAGAGAACUCUGGUUUCACCCUGGACAAUGUCAUGACGUUCUGUACAGCAGCUUUGGAGCACAACACAUCAGCGGUCCGUGAGCUGGCAGUGCGUAUCAUCUUAUCCAUGUACCAGCAGCACAGAGCUGCUGUUCUCAGCUACCUUCCACCCAACGAUGCUGCAGCACGGAGGAACUUCCUCUACAAAACCCUCUUUGAUGGCUUUGCCAAGAUUGAUGGAAAGCUGGUUGACACCCAGUCUUUGAAGAAGGGAAGUGGUCAGCAGGAUGGGCAGAAAGAGAAGGAGGAGAUCCACUCUCUUCAGGAGCAGCUGGCUGCUUUGAAGGAGAUCACAGAGAGAGGGGAAGAAAGCACCCAAGGACAAAUGCCUAAGAAGGAAGCACCUAAAGAAUCCCAGAAAGCUGGCAAAACCUCUGUCACAAAAGUGCAGCAGAACAAGGAAACAGACAAUAUAGAAGUCCAACGAUCUAUCGACUAUCUGGACAACCUCUGUAUUUUCUGCGGUAAAAAGGAUGAGUCAUUCACAGAGGAUGGAUUGGACCUUCACUACUGGAAACACUGUCCUAUGCUGAGACGCUGCGAGGAAUGUAGACAGGUAGUCGAGAUAGCCAGCCUCACAGAGCACCUACUGGGUGAAUGUGAAAGCAUGUCCAAGUUCAGCCAGUGCCCACGCUGCUCGGAGGCCGUGGCCACCGAAGAGCUGACUCGCCAUGUCCAGGGUCCCGCCUGCAACCCCCCCAUCUUGGGUAAAGGCUCCAACCACUGUCCUUUGUGUCACAACAACUUCAUGCCUGGAGAGAAGGCCUGGAAGGCUCACCUCAUGGGCAGGGAGGGCUGUAAACAAAACUCACGCAGGACUGCGGUGUCCCAGAGAACCCAGCCAGCACAAGGCAAGGCUGUUGGUGGAGCCAAGAUGAAGCAGGCUUUGUCAGUUGGGGCCAGAGCCAGGCCGAUGGGCAGAGGCAGCCGGAUCCCAGCCCUGGCACCGCUGGCCAGAGGACACACACCAGGGAAGCACUAAAACUGGUUCGAAGCACCCAGGGGAGGAACCAAACAGCAACAAACAUCACUGUAGUUACUCCACCCCCCUCGUCCAGGUCCCACGUUUCUGCAUUACAGCACUUUUAGAAAAAAAAGACUGAUAGGUUUCACUUCUCUUAAAGAUUACCAAAAAGGGGGAAACCCGUGUCCUAUCAGCCGAUAUACAAACAUUACAGCUGGUGUUCUAUUACCUCUAGUUAGUAUCCCUCCCUGUCAGAAACUCUACACAGAGCAGAGACAGCCGGACUCUCCUAUGUUAGAACUCUUGCCUCUUCUGUCUCCAGGUGCAUCUCAAUAAAUUAGAAUAUCAUAGAAAAGUUUAUUUAUCAGUAAUUCAAUUCAAAAAGUGGAAAUAACACAGUAUAUAGAUCCAUUACACACAGAAUGAAACAUUUCAUGUCUUAAUUGAUUUAAUUACUUCUAACUAUAAUGAUUAUGGCUUACAUUUAAUGAAGACCUGAAAUUCAGUGUCUCAAAAAAAAUUGUAUAUCACAAAAGAAGUAUGUUACAAUGGAAAUGUUUGCCUCUGAAUAGUAUGUCCAUCUAUAUGCACUGAAUACUUGGUUGGGGGUAUUUCACUUGAACUACUGGAAAUUGACUUUUCCAUCAUAUUUUAAUGUAUUGAGAUGCACAUGUAUAUGUCGAGCUUCUGGCAUCACACACCUGCUGGGUCAGUUUGCUGAUAUCUCCUUGCAAGCUGCCUCAGUUUUGAGGCUCUCAUUUUUCUAAUUGCUCACUGCCAAUUGGAGCCACCAUAUUGGAGAAUUUGGUAUAGUGCUUCCAUUAACCUUUGGUGACUCACAAGAGACAUAUUUUUAAAAAGAAUAGUCAGAGUUCCUGGCUUUUAGUCCCUAAUGGCAUCUUCUUGUUAGACCCUGCCUGUCUGGUAGAUACACACAAUACCCUCAGGUUGCAAUGCAUCACUAUGGUAUCAUCAAGGUUAAAAGCUAGUAAUCUAACCAUUAUACACAAGCUAUCCAAUGCUGCUAUAAAUGUCAACAUUUUUCUUUAAUAAUUGUAUAAAAAUGGGAAAUGUUUCCAUUUAAAAUAUAUAUAUUUUCAGCUUUGUAUUGAAAAGUAAAUAUAGACCACAAGCUCUAGUUAAAACCAUGCUAAAUUACAACUAAACUGACUGACUACUUUCAGUGGAUAACCAGUGUAGUUCCAUUAAAUACACGGUCGCCCAUAAAGUUGGAAUAAUUUUGCUUUCAGACAUAAUCCUCUGUAUCUGUGUGUUUGGAAGAGAUUGAUUAAUAAAGUUUGAGAACAUAUACACUUAAUCUGUCAAUAAUAAAUCACACUGGCACAAUAAUUUCAUGGAAAGAUGUAAAAAAAAAAAUUAUUUAUUCCAACUUUAUGGGCAACCAUGUAUAAAAUCAGUCACUAAAUCUUCCAACAGCUGAUAUUUAGAAACAAUCCUCUCCUUGUUGAAGCAGUAAUUAGAGAGAGAUUAAGUUUAGUUACAAGAAAAUGACUCUGUAUGCUUGACAACACUCCAGCUUUCUAAAGCCAACCUGAAAGCAGCUUUACAGCUUCGUCAUCUGUUUACAUUUUUCUUUUCAUUUCUUGUCAUAAAUGGAUGAUAUGGUAGGAAUGAAAUAGCACUUUGCCAAAGGGAUGAUUCUGAACUUUCAGUAAAGUAUGGACUCAUGAUGGAUUUAUUUUUCUUGCUUUUAAUGCCUACUGACAAUCUUGAGUCGAUAGCACAGUUUUAUAUGCUCUUUCUGGACCUUUUAACUUAACCGAAUUAUUAAAACAUAAUAACAACACACACAGUGGAGAUGAAUGUAUUAUAUACAGUAGAAUUUGUGAAGCAGCUAUAUUUCUUAGACUAUAUUUCUUCUGAAUAUGCCUGAGUAUGACCCCAACAGACAGUUUGAAGCACUUGACAGGCAUUAAACAGAUUUUUAAGAAGAAUUUCCAAGAUUUAUACUUAGUGCUCUAAUUCUACUACUUCUAUUGUCCUGCAGUGUUAUGACGAGGUUGAUUGUAACGUUUCUGUAGUUCACCCACAGAGGAGGUGGAGGUGUUCUGGUAUAAUAUUCUGCUUAUUUUAAUAUUGGUAUGGUAAAUUCUUUUUAAAGUGUGUGAUAACACCACCUGUUAUAUUUGUGGAGACACAAUGUCAGUAUAGUUGAUGCAUUAGAGAGUAUAUUUGGUUUUGACCCCCCACCCACCCAUCACAGUAGCUUUAAUAAGCUUCUGCAUUGAGGACUAUUUCAACAGUGGAUAUCUCUCGGGUUUUAUGUCCAUAGUAGUCAGUAUUUUCUGUAUAAUAAUUUUGGCAUCAAAUGACUAUUUUUUGCUGCAAAAGUAUCUGUAUUUGUUUAAAUAAAGUUCCACCCUGAUACUAUUUAAAUACCUUGCUGUUGUUGUUACCUGUAUUAUCAGCCCUAUUUAUUUGGCAACCAGGUGCACUAACAUACUAUAAUAUACAAACACACAUGCUGUACAUCUCUGCUAA